UUUAAAAAUUUAAAUAAGUUUUGAUUAAUAUUUUCAGGAGACCGUGCCGAGCUGAUAAACGUAGAAAAGGGUCCAGGAGGUCGUGAUAGUAUGGUCCUGAGACCCAGGACGGUUGGUGCACUAGACAUGGGUGGAGCAAGUAUGCAGAUUGCCCUUGAGAUAACCACUAAUCUACAGCUGGAAGAAAUGCAAGAAAAGGACAAAAAUCAGAUUGUGGAAAUAAACUUGGGAUGUACUGAUCAUGAUGUUGAGCACACUUACAGGGUGUUUGUAUCUACCUAUCUUGGGUUCGGAGCAAACCAAGCUAAGGAGAGACAUGAGAGAACCUUGUUUCUAGACGCUGUUCUUAAAGAUGUCACUGAAGGCCGGACAGAGAAAAAACGAAUCAAGGAUCCUUGUCGACCUUUGGGAAUGAUGGAUAAUAUUACACUUUCAUUAGAUUUGGAAAAUUACAACUUGACAGCUGAGCUUAAAUCAAGAUUGGAGGAACAUCCAAAUAUUUAUUUUUACGGAACAGGAGACUGGGAAUCAUGUUAUGCAGCAUUAGAGAACUUUACUAAAAUGGGAGAACAAUUUCUUUCUUGUUCACAA
Molecule: messenger RNA, 591 nt
Organism: Eurytemora carolleeae
Lineage: Eukaryota; Metazoa; Arthropoda; Copepoda; Calanoida; Temoridae
Product: ectonucleoside triphosphate diphosphohydrolase 7
Exons: 9
Biological process (GO): nucleoside diphosphate catabolic process
Cellular component (GO): membrane
Molecular function (GO): nucleoside diphosphate phosphatase activity
Source: RefSeq, a predicted model, not a curated record